Messenger RNA from Xenopus laevis (African clawed frog), 694 nucleotides. Its product is annotated as serine/threonine-protein kinase akt-1-like. The transcript is spliced from 5 exons. Bases 52 to 501 code for a protein of 149 amino acids. Lineage: Eukaryota; Metazoa; Chordata; Amphibia; Anura; Pipidae. The record is from RefSeq and is a predicted model, not a curated record.
AAUGAAAAAAUAAGGGGCCGUGCCGGAACUCGGUGCUUCCUAGCUCCAGAAAUGCACAUGAAUAAUGUCUAUGACAGAUGUGCGGACUGGUGGGCUGUAGGCGUGACCAUGUUCGAAAUGCUGGUUGGAAAGUUGCCAUUUAACGGAAUAACCAAUGAGGACUUAAUAGAAGAGAUUAUCAAAGCAUGCCCAGUAUAUCCACCAGACUUGGAUAUGGCAGCCAAAACACUGUUACAGGGACUCUUGACUAAAAAUGUUUUAUUCCGCCUUGGAGGAAACGUAUACCACAUGAAAACGAUACAGCAGCAAUGUUUCUUUAAGACCAUAGACUGGGAGGCUCUUGCCAAGAAGCAAGUAGAGGCCCCGUUCAUUCCCAAGCCCAGUCUGGAAUUUUUCACAGCAGAAGAAGAAUUGGUUUUAACAUCGACGUACAGUAAAGAGCUGCCCAUUUCAGAGGAAAUCCAAGGCCAAUUUCAGGAAUUAUUUAAGCCUGCAAAGUAAAGAUGAGAAAUGAAGAGACCCAAACAAAAGGCUUCACUAAACAAUCAAGCCGUGGAUAAAAAGGAGAACCAUGGGACUGUAAAACUUAUGAAAGCAGCCAAGAUCCAAUGUUACUUCCAGGAACUGAACUGCAGUCCUGCUCCAACUUCUACCGUUGAGGAACACUAAAACAUCAGAACUACCAGGGCAGCCA